Messenger RNA from Capsicum annuum, 1669 nucleotides. RefSeq names its product angio-associated migratory cell protein. Gene Ontology annotation, molecular function: protein binding. The record is from RefSeq and is a predicted model, not a curated record. The transcript has 11 exons. NCBI's taxonomy places the organism in Eukaryota, Viridiplantae, Streptophyta, Magnoliopsida, Solanales, Solanaceae. Bases 131 to 1330 code for a protein of 399 amino acids.
AACUUUAUUUUCGAUUUGUGGCCCAUAGUCAUAGAUUACCUUCCUUGUAAUACCCUCCUUAAACCCCACAAUCCCAGACAUCGCGAAUCGGCAGUUGCGGCCGUACAACGACGUCGUAUUGUAGUUAAUCAUGAACGCUCCGUCACCCCACCACGAAGACGACGAACACGAAGAUGAUGUCUAUAUAGAUGAAAAUGAUAUUAUUCAAGAAAUCAAUGUUGAUGAAGAAGAGCUUGUUGAUGCUGAUGAAGAUGAUGAUGAUGAUGAAGAUGGACAAGAUGGAGGAGGAUUUAUAGAUGAAGCUGAUGAUUCCCUUCAUACAUUCACGGGCCAUACUGGUGAAUUAUACACUGUUACCUGCAGCCCGACAGAUGCUACUUUGGUGGUAACAGGUGGCGGAGAUGAUAAAGCAUUCAUGUGGAAGAUCGGUCAAGGUGAUUUUGCUUUGGAGUUGCAAGGUCACACAGAUUCUGUAUCUAGUUUGGUGUUUAGUACUGAUGGUCAGCUGCUUGCUUCUGGGAGUCUUGAUGGACAUAUAAGAUUGUGGGACGUAACUUCAGGAGGUCUGAAGGACACACUUGAAGGUCCUGGAGGUGGAAUAGAGUGGGUCAGGUGGCAUCCAAGAGGACAUGUGGUGUUGGCAGGUUCGGAGGACUCUUCUGUAUGGAUGUGGAUUGCUGAUACCAGUGCUUUCAUGAACACGUUUUUAGGUCAUGGUGCUAGUGUAACCUGUGGUGGUUUCACUCCUGAUGGUAAAUUAAUUUGUACUGGGUCUGAUGAUGCAACCCUGCGGAUAUGGGAUCCAAAGAGUGCCCAAAGUAUCCAUGCGGUAAGAGGUCAUCCCUAUCAUACGGAAGGACUGACAUGCUUGACAAUCAGCUCGGAUUCUACUCUUGCUCUCACAGGCUCAAAGGAUGGUUCUGCUCACAUUGUGAAUAUAAUUACUGGAAGGGUUGACACUUCUCUGAGUGCUCAUACAGAUUCGAUAGAAUGUGCCAGCUUUUCAUUAAGCGCUCCUUGGGCUGCAACUGGAGGCAUGGAUAAUAAGCUUAUUAUCUGGGACUUACAACAGUCCUUACCUCGCUCCACAUGUGAACAUCCGGAGGGCGUGACAUGCUUAUUGUGGCUGGGGCAAUGUAGAUAUGUGGCAACAGGCUGUGUUGACGGUAAAGUGCGGAUAUGGGAUAGCCUUUCUGGAGAAUGUGCGAAGACCUUUAGCGGACAUGCUGAUGCAAUUCAGUCUCUAGCUGCAUCGUCCAAUGGGGAGUACCUCGUUUCUGUCUCGAUCGAUGGAACAGCACGAGUGUUUGAGAUAGCAGAGUUCAACUGACCCCCAUCAUUGUGUGUUGAUAAAGAGUUCAAAUAGUUACACUAUUGCCUUGUCCUUAUUUUCAGAUUUAAAUAUAAACUUGGUAUCUGAGAGCAGAAUUUGUUAGUGGCUUGGCCACAUCGCUAUUGGAACAUAUAUAGACCACAUUGGCUUAUAGUUAUUCCCCGGAGCAGUGGGGCGGGCCUUUCCUUAAGCGGUGCGGAGCAAGAAUUUAGUGUGGGUUACGGGUUCCUUCCCUUCAUAUUUUAAAACUGUCAUAGUUGUAUAAUUUUUAUCAUCAACAGUUUUACGACCUAUAAUUAUGUAUUGAAAUAUAAUGUGAGAAAUUUUUACCUUCAA